CCUUCGCUACGCUCCGGUCGAUUAGUAAGUUCAGCACAGUACGUUUAGCAACAAAGCUACUGGCUUACGAAGUUUUACUAAUUGAUUUAAUAAUAUGAUUGUUCUGGCUCGUAUGCUUGCAACAAUAGUUUCUCCACGUGGUAUUUAUUUUUUAAAUUUGCAAUAAACUCAGUCGUCCGAUUGUACUUCAGCUAUGGCAGUAAAUUUUGUAUUAUUUUUCAUGCAACACCCACUUUUGUUUGAGGUGACAGUGGGCUGGAAAUUUGCAUUAUUAGGAACACUGGUUUUUGCUACCAUAGAAAGAGGAACUUCUAUCAAAUGCUAUGAAUGCCAGUACGCGUUCGGAGAGGUUCCUGAUUAUCCCAGUCAAAACUUAAAAAACUGUCUUGACACCAGAAUAAAAGAUUGUGGGUCAUCCACCAACCAUUGUGCUUUUACAACUGUAGUGUAUACAAAAUCAAAACAGUAUGAGGUGAACGUCCAGAAGUGUGGAAGUGGGACCUUAACUCCAAAUAGCCUAAACUGUGCUCCCUUCAUGGAUAACUCGUUUGGAGACGGUGCUACUGCUACAGAGUGCAAAUGCGCUGGAAAACCUGUUAAAUGCUAUGAAUGCGCAUACGCGUCUGGGGAUGUUCCUGAAGCCUGGAAUGACAUAAAGACAAACUGUCUCAAUAGCAAAACGACAGAUUGCGACGCAACCACUAACCAUUGCAAAAGUGCGACUGUAGCGUACACAACACCAAAAGAAUUCCAGAUUAACAGCCAAGGUUGUGGACGAGCGAAUUUAACUCGAGAUGACAUGAAGUGUGUUCCAUUAAUCAAAAACCGUGAAAGUGGAAAUGCUACAUCGUGCAGCUGCAUUGGUGACCUAUGCAACUUAAUUAUAAUACCAAGUUCAACUGAGCCGUAUGGACGCCACGCGUAUCCUCGACAGACAACCCGGAAACAUCGACUUUAUUGGCGAUGUUGCCGCCACACCAAAAACCACCAAUUGUCGAAGCGGAAUCUGCAGCCAGUGCAUUAUGAGUGCAGCUGUGCUGCAGAUCCGUCAAAACAGCUGGAAAUCUGCGGAGUGGAAAUCUCCAAGAAACAGCGAAUAGCAGAAGUGAGGGAUGAGUCAUGGCCAUACGUAAGCCCGCCCUUACACUUCGCACCUUAUAAAAAAAACGCGAAGCUUACAGUUACAGACAACACCACUACAAGCAACCUUAUAACAGAAACGAUGAAUGCAGCGACGGUACCCCUACUGAGCACCAUGUUUGUGCCGGUUUUCUGCCUGAUUCACUAUGGUCCAAAAACUGGUAUUCAACAUUUUCGCUUCUCUUGCUGAGUAUGCGGGAUGCGGGUUGAUGUGGCCGUGGGUGGCAAGCGGGUACGAACCCAAUGGUCUUGAAUUCCUGAAAGAUAUUUUCCUUUCCUUCAUUUUUCAACCUGUUUCCGGCUUCCUUGCCACGGUGAUUCUUCGUGUUGCCGACUCAGGCGACUAGCAAGUUUCGCACUUUUUCUUGUGAAGGACGUUUUUACUGAACAAACAUGGAGUAGACUGGUCAAUUUCUUUCUUUCUUUCGCGAUUAACGUUAUAACUGUUUUACAAUAGCAUCUUUUAAAUUCCUUCUGUGUUGUCCACAACGAUUGUGUUGACUGUUAAGGACCGUUAUCGGAAUUAUACUGGUCUUCUUAGAAUGUAAUCUGGUGCAUUUCAGAAGCGGCUUCCCGAUUUCUCUAAAUUUUCGCCUAAUAAAGAGAUGGUCCGCAAACUGCCGAUGA
Molecule: messenger RNA, 1767 nt
Organism: Paramacrobiotus metropolitanus
Lineage: Eukaryota; Metazoa; Tardigrada; Eutardigrada; Parachela; Macrobiotidae
Exons: 8
Coding region: 194-1330 (378 amino acids)
Source: RefSeq, a predicted model, not a curated record